AUGGAGAAGGAAAUACAAUAUGGUGUCCCAUCAUCCGACCUUGACACGGUUCCUAUGCAGGGAGAUGAUAACUAUAACAAAUCAAAAGCAACAUUCUGUAACGAAGUCCGGAACAAUAAAACCAUCCAGUUACAGGUUGCACGAAGCGUGUGCGUUUCUACUGCUUAUAUGAUUAUGGGCUGGACUAAAGGCCAGAUCGGACCCGCCUUCCCUGAUAUCAUGAUGAUCGCCGGAGCAGAUCUUGAAAAGGGAUCUGCUUUAAUGACUUCAUUCUACACAGGUCAAUUAUUCGGCUCCGUUAUGGCGGGAUUCAUUUACUCAAAAAUGAACAAAUACCUUUUAUUUGGUUUUGCCUUGGUACUGUACAGCCUAACAGUUGUAGUCACUCCCUGGUGUUUUCUCUACGAACUGAUGAUAGCUGCAUUUACAUUUCUUGGUGUUUGCGGUGGGAUUGUUUGUGUUGGUAAGUUAUCGUAUUCUCUUCCGACAUAUCAAUUCACCUUUCACAGUUCAAAAUAUCUAACGCUGAUCAUGUCAAAUCGUGUUUGUACAUUGUACCAGAGUUAUUAGCUAGGUCAUGUUCUGUUUAUAGUCUGUUAAUGUUCUGAAGUUAGUGUAUCGUAGGGA
Pecten maximus is the source of this 627-nucleotide messenger RNA. Its product is annotated as sodium-dependent glucose transporter 1-like. The record is from RefSeq and is a predicted model, not a curated record. The transcript is spliced from 2 exons. Lineage: Eukaryota; Metazoa; Mollusca; Bivalvia; Pectinida; Pectinidae. Bases 1 to 570 code for a protein of 189 amino acids.